AUGCAGGUUAAUCGUUCUGCUUUCUCCACCUGCUGCAGCAACUCCUUCACGCCAAGCAGCAGCAGCAGCAUCAGUAGCAGCAGCAGCAGCAGCAACAGCACCACCAACAGCAGCAGCAGCAGCAGCAGCAGCAGCAGCAGCAGCACCUGCGCAGACGUAGACGUGAAAGUCAGAGAAGCCCUCCGCCUGCUCCGCUAUGUAUGUAUCCCACAGCCGAAUCACGCAGCUCAACGGGAACUCCCUGCAGCAGCAGCAGCAGCAGCAGCAGCAGCAGCAAGAGCAGCAGAUGUGUUAGCAGCAGCAGCAGCAGCAGCAGCAAGAGCAGCAGAUGUGUUGGCAGCAGCAGCAGCAGCAGCAGCAGCAAGAGCAGCAGCAGUAGCAAGAGCAGCAGAUGUGUUUGCAGCAGCAGCAGCAGCAGCAGCAGGAUUUAUUUGA
Eimeria mitis is the source of this 435-nucleotide messenger RNA. RefSeq lists its product as uncharacterized. The transcript has a single exon. The record is from RefSeq and is a predicted model, not a curated record. The coding region runs from base 1 to 435 and encodes 144 amino acids. Lineage: Eukaryota; Apicomplexa; Conoidasida; Eucoccidiorida; Eimeriidae.